Molecule: messenger RNA, 2118 nt
Organism: Torulaspora delbrueckii
Lineage: Eukaryota; Fungi; Ascomycota; Saccharomycetes; Saccharomycetales; Saccharomycetaceae
Gene: APL1
Product: Apl1p
Exons: 1
Coding region: 1-2118 (705 amino acids)
Biological process (GO): vesicle-mediated transport; intracellular protein transport
Cellular component (GO): membrane coat
Molecular function (GO): clathrin binding
Source: RefSeq, a predicted model, not a curated record
AUGUCUGAUCAGAGGAUAUUUGCCAAGUAUAAGGCCAAUGAACUAAGAGCUGAGCUACAAGUCUUCGAUGUUAAGAAAUCCAAAACGAGUGCUCAUAAAAGAAAAGAUGCGUUGAGGAAGAUAAUAGCGAACCUUACGAUGGGAAAUUUUACUGAGAUGGCCUUCCUAUAUCCCGAAAUUUUAAAGUUUUGGAAGAUCGAAGAUGAUCUUGAAGUCAAAAGGAUCUGUCAUGAGUAUGUGAGGUCACUAGGAUCUGCAAAACCUAAAAAUGCUGCGGAAGCGUUACCGUAUAUUUUGGAUGAUCUAGAUAGUAGAAACGAGAAGGUGCAAAUUAUGGCUCUGGAGACCCUGGUCGCGGUACCGUCUCCUAGGUUCCUUGAAGAAGCGACAAAGACAAUCAUUUCAUUCAUCAAUCGUCGAGUAAUACCACCUACUGUAACCAAAACAGCAAUAUAUGCGUCCGAACAAAUUGAUUUUACUGAGAAUGCUACCAGGAGCCAUCUGUUGACCCUACUUCUGAAAUUUGUCGAAAGAGAAAAUACUGAACCGACUUUGCAGGUCGCAGCUUUACAUGCACUACAUACUAUCCAUGAGAAAAACAUUGAUUUGCAACCACUGAGACUACCAAUAGAUGUGGCGUUUAAGCUUUUGGACCUUCUACCCCAGUUAAAUGAGUGGGACAAAGCCCUAACGUUGGAUUCAUUGACCACGGCAGCUGUGCCUGAAUCUCAUGAUGACGCAUAUGAAAUGAUCGACAUAGCUCUAACGCAACUGCAGCAUGUUAACACCUUUGUGGCCCUAAACGCAUUCAAAUUCAUCGCAUACCUAUUGAACUACGUGGACCAUGUUGACGAAAAUUUAAUUAAAAGAUUCUCCAAUUCUAUUGUGUCCUUACUGAAUAAGCCGCCAGAGAUUCAAUUUCUGGUGCUAAGAAAUGUUAUCCUGUUAUUGUUGAGUAGGGACACCCCAUUGCUGCAAUUAGAUGUUUCAUACUUUUUCAUCGAAUUUAAUGAUCCCAUCUACAUCAAGGACACCAAAUUGGAAUGCCUGUACCUCCUGGCCAAUCAUGGAAACCUCCCUCGGAUUUUAGAAGAGCUUGAACAAUAUGCGACUGAUAUCGACAUUCAAAUGUCUCGUAAGGCCUUGAGGGCGAUAGGAAAUCUAGCAGUCAAACUCGACAAGGAAUCUGCAUCUGAUUGUGUCACAGUUCUCUUAGAUUUGCUUGAGUUUGGUGUUGACUAUGUCGUGCAAGAAAUUAUCACAGUGUUUAGAAAUAUUUUGCGAAAACAUCCAGAUGAUUUUACUUCAAGUGUGAAGGAGCUUGUGAAGUAUAAUGACUCGGUGCAAGAGCCUGAAUCGAAGAAUGCGAUGAUCUGGAUCAUAACACAGUAUUCCUGUGAUAUACCCAAUUACCUAGAGGUUUUCAAAGUAUUCUCGUCAAACAUACUAGAAGAGAAUUUAGAGGUUCAAUAUUCCAUUCUGACAUCCAGCGUCAAGUUUUUCGUUAAAGACCCCGUUCCUGAAACAGAGGAGAUAUGCCUGCAAGUACUCAAGAUUUGCACUGAGGAAACCAACAACCCGGAUUUACGUGCUAGGGCUUUCAUGUACUGGAGUCUCCUCUCCAUGGCACACUCCUCUAAAAAUCACAUUAUCUCCGCUGAGGCUGUCAAAAGUGUUUUGGAUGGAGAGCUUCCAGUAAUAGAGUUGAAUACCAAGCUAGAUCCUCUCGUCCUAGAAGAGUUAGAGCUUAACAUAGGAUCAAUUGCAUCAAUAUACCUCAAACCUGUAUCACAAAUAUUUAGGUCGAGCAGGACGAGACAUUUGUUGCAGAGUCCAGUACUCAACAAAGACAGGAGCAACUUGAAAAUACUCAGCGGCAGCACAAGCACGGUGAACCUUGAGGGGUUUGAUUCCUUACCUGAAAUGGUGUCUCACAGCAGUUCAGAUAGGAGCUCAAGUACAGCCGCUAGAAAGAAAAUGAUGAAUGAUUAUGACAAGCCAGCUGAGAAAGUCAAUCAAUUGAAGGGCAGGAGAAAGUCAAGCGUUACCAGCCCGUCGAAAAUAUCACGAAAACCGUCAUUACUAGUGAGAAAAUUGUCUAUGAGAAAGCCCUUUUAA